AUGUCAAAAGCAUUUUAUCCCGCGCAAAUGUUCAUAAGAUCAUUCCAUACAUCAAAACCAUUAUUCUUAUUUGGUGGAGUUAUCAAGGAAGGGGCAACAUUACCGAAUCAUACAUUAUUUGAACAUGAUGCAAAAACAAAGAUCAAUACAAAAGAUUUAUUUAAAGGCAAGAAAAGUAUUUUAUUCGGCGUUCCUGGUGCAUUUACACCUGGAUGUUCAAAAACACAUCUACCUGGCUAUAUCAAUCAAGCAAAUGACUUUAGACAGCUUGGCUAUGAUCAACUUGUUUGUGUUACAGUGAAUGAUCCAUAUGUUUCAUCUGCAUGGGCCAAAGAACAUCGAGCAGAAGGAAAAGUAAAAGUAUUAGCAGAUCCCAAAGGCGAGUUUACAAAAGCACUUGGAUUAACUAAAGAUAUGACUGAACAAUUAGGCAAUGUUCGAUCAUCACGUUAUGCAAUGGUUAUUAAUGAUAAUAAGGUGGAAAAAGUUUUGCCAGAACCUGAUGGUGCAGGACUUACGUGUUCAUUGGCCGAAAAUGUUAUUGGUGAAAUUAAAAAAGGCAAUUUUCACAAAUGA
This is a messenger RNA of Didymodactylos carnosus, 576 nucleotides long. Lineage: Eukaryota; Metazoa; Rotifera; Eurotatoria; Philodinida; Philodinidae. The record is from the annotation of a GenBank genome assembly.